AUGGGUUUUCAAGACCUUCAUCUUUUUAAUUUAGCCCUUUUGGCAAAGCAAGGGUGGAGGCUUUUAAGAAAUGAUGAUUCUCUUCUUUACAAAGUUUAUAAAGCCAAGUAUUUUCCGAAUUCAAGCUUGUUUGAAGCCAAAGCUGGAGCUAGUUCAUCUUAUGUUUGGAACGGAAUUUGGGAAGCUCUUGAUUGUUUGAGAAAAGUGUGUAGGUGGCGUGUGGGGAAUGGGCAAACUAUUCGUAUCUUUAAGGAUCCAUGGUUACCGGAUGGUGUAAGUGUUUCAUCUUUGAUUGAGGUUGAUGAGAACCUAAAAGUUCAUUCUUUGAUAGAUGCAAGUACAGGUUGGUGGAAUGUUCAUAUGAUGAGAGCUCUAUUCAAUCCAAAUCUAAUUCAACAGAUUUUAAAACUACAAAUUUCUGUAAAUUCUGAAGACUCUUUGUAUUGGAGUCAUGAGAAGACUGGUAGUUUUUCUGUCAAGAGUGCUUAUUGUUUUCUUCAACAGAAUCAACAUCUUUCAUAUUGGCAGUCUUCUAGUGGCAAUUCUGAAGCUGUGUUUUGGAAAUCUUUAUGGCAUCUGAAACUUCCUAAAAAGAUGAAGAUUUUUGCAUGGAAGGCGUGUCAGGAGAAGCUUCCAACCUAUCUGAAUCUGAAAAAGAAAUAUGUAUUGGAUGAUGCAGCCUGUGUAUUAUGCAAUCAAGCUGGGGUUGGAGUGGUCUUGAGGAAUCAUAAUGGGGAGGUUGUCGUGGCUUGUUCUAAGGUAGAGAAAGAGGUCUCCUUUGCUGAGUUCAUUGAGGCAAUUGCGCUUCUUAGAGGUUUACAGUUGUGUGUUCAAUGGGGUGUACCAAAGCUUAUGCUUAAAACCGACUGUUUGAUUUUGGUUAAUGCUUUGAAUGAAAAUUCUGAAUGUUUAACAGAUUUUGCUUUUAUUCUUCAAGACAUAAGAAGACUAAUGGCGGCCUUCCAAGAAGUUAAAGUGGUGCAUGUCAACCGUUUAGGCAAUUUGGUGGCUCAUCUGCUAGCAAGACAUGUUUGGUUGAUUAAUGAUAUUUGUAUGUGGUGGGAUUUUUGUCCUUCUUUUAUUAGUCAAGCUAUAUGGCUUGAUCAACUUGCUAUUUGUAAGGAUCUUUGA
Messenger RNA from Carya illinoinensis, 1131 nucleotides. RefSeq lists its product as uncharacterized. Gene Ontology annotation, molecular function: nucleic acid binding; RNA-DNA hybrid ribonuclease activity. The transcript has 2 exons. The record is from RefSeq and is a predicted model, not a curated record. Lineage: Eukaryota; Viridiplantae; Streptophyta; Magnoliopsida; Fagales; Juglandaceae. Bases 1 to 1131 code for a protein of 376 amino acids.